AGGCAAGAUAGCAGUAAUAUAAGGGCAAUUCCACAAAAAACAGAAUUACUCAGAGUUUUCKCUUUAAAAUGUAUGUCAAACAAAAACAUUGAUUGCAAACRUCACACAUCUAUGCACAAGGACUUYUUUUAACAAUUUCCACUGAACAUUUUACAAAAACACAGGACAAUUAUUUUACCAUGGAAUUGCCCAUAAUCAAACUGGUCCAAUGUCUAAAGGUCCAAAGUUUAGCCUCACAGGGGCUCUAUUUAUAUUGGUCUCCUUUUACUUCAUAUUGGCUGGAUAAACAUGACGGACAGGAGGCUGAUCCAAUAGGACAAAUUGGAGAUGAACAGCACGAUUCCUCUUUACAGCAGGACCCUGCAUAUGUACAGUUUGUGUCUGAUGGUGGUGAUGCUGGCUGUCCUCACUGCUCCCACCACAACUCAAAAACCUGCUCUAGAUGACUUUUCAGUGUCAGUCCCUGAUGCUCCAAUCACGGCAUGGUCAGGCUCCUCUGUCUCUCUACCUUGUGAACUCUCACCUCUCUUCAAUGCGGAGCCAUUGGAGGUGCGCUGGUACCGGUCCGAGAACUCCUACAGCCCUGCCUUGUUGUACAAGGACCACAAGAUCCAGGAGACCCCUGUGGACCCCCGGUACAGGGGCAGGGUGUCUCUAACUGGGGGGAUGGAGAGGGGGAACGUGUCUCUGACACUGGAGAAGGUCACACUGGAAGACAGGGGGGAGUAUGUGUGCCGUGUCAGCAGCGAACAAUGGUUCGAUAAGGCCAGUGUCUUCCUCACAGUGAAGGUAUUAGGUGGUAUCCCAGUUCUCUCUGUAGCUGAAGCAAGAGGAGGAGGAGGUCAGGUGAAUGUUACCUGUUUAUCAGAGGGAUGGUCACCACAACCUAAACUUUCAUGGAAAAACAAAGAGGGGACAGAGAUCAGAAAUAAACAAGAAGUACUCAACACCUCUGAUCCCCAGGGCUUGGUGAGUGUCAGUAGUUGGCUGCUGAAUGCUCCCUCAUACUCGGAUUGGCUCGCCUGUACAGUCUCUCUGUCUGAGGAGGUGAAGAGAGAGGGCAGAAUUCUGCCACAUAUAUACACAGCUCCUACAGCUGUACCUGGAGUCUACAAAGAAGCCUUCAUUGUGACUCUGGUCCUGUUUGUCCUGUUUCUGGUCAUCUGUGCUCUGUGCUCUGUCAUCCUGUGGAAACGAAGAGGGUCCAUGUGGUCUUCAUCCCAAAAGUCCAGAAACCGUUCAGAUCAAACUGAGCUGGGACAGAGACCGACAGAGACAAAAAACCUAAUAGAAGGUAAUGUUCACUCAUGAUAUACUGUAUAUGAUAUUAUAUUACUUUGAUAAUGUAGU
Messenger RNA from Salvelinus sp. IW2-2015, 1350 nucleotides. NCBI's taxonomy places the organism in Eukaryota, Metazoa, Chordata, Actinopteri, Salmoniformes, Salmonidae. The record is from RefSeq and is a predicted model, not a curated record.